Punctularia strigosozonata HHB-11173 SS5 is the source of this 2156-nucleotide messenger RNA. RefSeq lists its product as uncharacterized. The record is from RefSeq and is a predicted model, not a curated record. The coding region runs from base 1 to 2079 and encodes 692 amino acids. The transcript is spliced from 2 exons. NCBI's taxonomy places the organism in Eukaryota, Fungi, Basidiomycota, Agaricomycetes, Corticiales, Punctulariaceae.
AUGCACGGGAUGUAUGCUGCUCCUCCCACUCCGCGUAUCUCCAACAUCCAGGACUGGACUCGAUCUCGCUCCGCGGGCGUAGCCGAGUGUAUGCGUGCAGAUAACGACGGCGCGUUCCCUGUCCUCGUCGAGUCUGAGGAAGGAGAGCCAGAGCGAAAGAGCCCCGAACCGUCUUUGUCGUCCUCGGCCACACUCACAGGCUCCUCCGAUGACGAACCACCCUCGGAAGCCGAACAAAUCAAACAAGCGUGGCGCGCUAAGCAGCAGAUCCGCAAAGCAAGGAAUCGGCAUUCGCAGGUAUAUGAGAAGGAAAACGGGGAUGCUAUGCAUAGUCCCGAGCUCGAGCUACCGGUCUUCUACGACCUGCAGAUGCCUAUGCCCGGCAGCCCGACGCCAGUGGCAUUCGCCGAACCAGGGACCCCACGAAGUUUGACAAGGCCGGUGCCGGUGCCACCCAGGAGGAGGCCUCCGCCGACGUGGGACGGCGCCGUCCCUGCUUCACUGGAGACAUCUCGCAAGAGCCCGACACUUUCGACGAUACACGAACCUCCGACUGCGACGCGCUCCUCGACAAUGCCGAUGCCGGUGCCACCGAGGAGGAAGCCACCACCGACGUGGGACGGUGGCGCCUCGGUCCCCACCGAACAGAUUCGCAGGAGCCCAAUCCUCCAGACGUCCGCAGAGCCCUUGACCCCUCACCGCUCCGUCACAACACCGAUGUCGAUGUCGAUGCCGUUGCCCCCGAUGGACUUAUCGCGCCCACCGCCCAAGAUGUGGCGAUCAACGACCAUCGACGAGAUCCGCGCCCCGACCGGGUUCUGCCACGUCGCCAGCGGCGUCGAUGCACUCCUCGCGAUGGAGCAGCAGCGCCAAGACGAGACUGCCCGGGUGCGAGCCUGCCAAUCGGUGCCGCCUCCCUCCCCGCCGCCUACGACGGGCGAGCGAUCGAGCCGAUCGAUCUUCCGCUGCUUUACGCCAUCCCGCCCGCCGUCCAAGACGCGCUCGCGCUCGCGCGGCCGCCCGGUUAUCAGCGGCCCAUCCAACGUCCAACAUGGCGUGUUCCUUGGUCCAGGGAGCAUCGAGAUGCCCCGCCCCGUCAAAGCGCCGCCAUCGCCCAUGCUAGCGAUCAGCAAGGAGGUGGAUUCGAAGUCUCCUCCCUCCCCGUCCCUCUCGGGCCCGCGCCCGCUUCCGACUCCGCCUCGGGACCUGGACCGCACGCGCGUUGAGGGCAUGCUCGCCGCGCUCGGGCCGUGCCAUAGUCCGCGAAACAGCCCCUGCCCCAGUCCUCAAGUGCUUAGCGCCGCCUUGGCCGAGAAACAGGAGCUCCCUGUGCCUGACCCGAUCCCGGCUCCUAUAUAUGCGCGACCGCAGCCCGCAGUGGAGAGAAAGAUCAAGCGAAAGCCCGUGCCCAUCUACGACGCGGAGAACGAUGUGAUCAUAUAUCCGCAAUCGCGUUCCUCCCCGGCCACGACGUCGGCAUUGGCGUCGGCGUCAGCAUCGAGCGAUUCCGUGCAUGUUCAGGACGGCGCGGAAGGGCGCAGCUCGGUAGAUGGCCUCGCUGAACCGACGGUGCCUAGGAGCCCGAGCCCGAGCGCGAUACGCGCUGCCCUCGCGUGGGCAGGCUCUCCGGAGGCGGACGGGGUUCUGGCCGAUGCGAAGGAGGAUGCAGAGACGCUGGUCCACGACGACGAUGCCGGUAAUGUGCCAAUGGUCGACCCCGUCGCAACCAGCAGCCCAUCGGACUCAGGCAUCUCGUUUCUGCCUGACCUCACGGAUGCAGCCGACGAGGUCGACGAAGAACCCAGCGCUGGCGCUGGUCGUGGGGCGGACGUGAAGCGAAUCAGCAUCUUGGAGCGGAUCCUGACGGAGAUGCGGGAGACGGUCGGCGCGGACGCCGAGAGCUGCUUCGAGGUCGACUCGGCGGUCGACUACGCAGCGGUUGCGGAACGGCUUCGCGAGCGCGCGCGUGCGAUGGAGGGUGUAGACGACGACGAUGACGACUUUGGCGAUAUCAUUGUGGACGAGAACCCUAUCUCGAAGAUCAUGGUGCAUCAGGAGACGAUUGUGAAGAUAGAUUGAGCAUAAAAGUCUCAACGACGUAUAUACCCCUACGUAAUGAUUACCAUACGCCAUACAUGCGCUUGGACGCUUUCCAC